Cornus florida is the source of this 663-nucleotide messenger RNA. RefSeq lists its product as uncharacterized. The record is from RefSeq and is a predicted model, not a curated record. The transcript is spliced from 4 exons. Bases 1 to 663 code for a protein of 220 amino acids. NCBI's taxonomy places the organism in Eukaryota, Viridiplantae, Streptophyta, Magnoliopsida, Cornales, Cornaceae.
AUGGUUGAUGUGCCAAAUUAUAUUGUACAAAGUGUGCAUUGGUUAGAAAAUGGCAUUUUUUUAAAGGACGGUGUAAUAGAAGUGCCAAACUUAGUGCAUCAAUUAGACGUUCUUCCUGUUGGGGAUGACUUCAAGAGGGCUUUUGUCCUUUUCGCUUGCGGAUCACUUCUAGCACCCAUAUCGAAAAAUGAGACAAGCAAAAGGUUAUUGGCAGCGGUUGACAAUGUGGAUGCUAUUAAAUCAUAUAAUUGGGGGAAGUUUGUUUUAGAUUGGUUGAAAAAAGGAAUUGCGUCCUAUAAAGGAAAGGAAGGAAGAGAAGGUUGUACAUACAUACAUGGAUGCUUGUUCUUUCUCAUGCUUUUCUACCUACACCGUGUGGAUGUCAAUGGACCAAAACCGAAGCCUGAGAUGUCAUGCGUACGUGGAUGGACCAACAAAUUAAUAGGCGAGAGGUUGAAUUUGGAGAAGCAUAAAUAUAAUGGUUUCGGCUUCGGUGAGGUAAAGUUUACAACUGAUACAUCUGAAGAUGCCGAUAAGGAGUUGGCAUAUGAAAUUAUUAAAGUUGUUAAGAAAUGGAAGCAACGGCACAAUGUAGGCCAAGGCAGGGGGUCGAGAUCCUCAGAACCCAGUUCAUCCACACGACAACCUAACCCAUCUUCGUAA